Molecule: messenger RNA, 543 nt
Organism: Grammomys surdaster
Lineage: Eukaryota; Metazoa; Chordata; Mammalia; Rodentia; Muridae
Gene: Nnat
Product: neuronatin
Source: RefSeq, a predicted model, not a curated record
GUUGCCAUUCAUAUGAAAGGUGUAUUUUGGCGCGCAUGCGCACUUAGGUGGCAGGAGGGUACUUAAGGCGCGGCCACCAGAGCUGCAGCAUUGCGCCCAGCAGCAGAUUCCGAGACCAAACGGCGAACCCUUGUUCUCCACCACCCACCCACUUUCGGAACCAUGGCCGCAGUGGCAGCAGCCUCGGCAGAACUGCUCAUCAUCGGCUGGUACAUCUUCCGCGUGCUGCUGCAGACCCUGUCCCCUGUGCACCCGCGCCCAGCCGGGAACAAAGACUCAGGGGUGCGGCCUGCGGACGAUCAGGACCAGCGCGGUGUUCAGGUACUCCCUGCAGAAGCUGGCGCACACUGUGUCCCGGACCGGGCGGCAGGUGGUAGGGGAACAAAGGCAGCGAGCCCCCAACUGAGGCCCCAGCUCCCUGCGCUGGGCGGCCGCGUCAUCAGGUGCUCCUGUGCUUCUGGACCAGCAUGGGAGCCAGUGCCGCACAGGAAUAUGGGGUCCCCUGUGCUCCCUCAUCAGAGGAGCACUUGCCAAGGUCAGUGA